This is a messenger RNA of Cuscuta europaea, 904 nucleotides long. The record is from the annotation of a GenBank genome assembly. Lineage: Eukaryota; Viridiplantae; Streptophyta; Magnoliopsida; Solanales; Convolvulaceae.
GGGAAACCACUCACGACAACUUCCUUAACUUCACCCAAACCUUGGACGACCACUCUUCGCCACUUUUCUUCAGCGAACCGCCACUGCCGCCGCAGUCAGUGGAUAGUCAUCACCUUCUUGAACCUUCGGCGGCUGAUGAGCUUCUUUUUGGCGGCUUCAACAACCAUGAUUUUGUUCUUCCUGAACCCACUCCGAUGGACACUAUUUUCAACUCUGGUGACCCUAUUUUCUCCGGCGACUGCUUUUCGCUGCCGCCUGACUUCUCCUUUCAGCAAGAGCUCGAAUUCCGGGAGCCCCCUCCGAAGCGCAAGAAGUUGUUCCAAAGUAAAGAAGAAGAUAUUACCCAGAGCUGUUUCGGCGUCUUCAUUCCGAACCCUCCUCGGCUGCACGAGUUCAAUCCUCCGCCUCCGCCGCUGCCGGAGCUCCCGUGUGCGCCGCUUACGGCUUACUACUCGGAGGGGGAGAGUUGGAAUGUGGGGAAGAAGAGCGACGGCGGGAAGACGCUGUCGCCGCAGAGCAUCGCCGCUCGGGAGAGGCGGAGGAGGAUCACGGAGAAGACGCAGGAACUGGCAAAGCUGAUUCCCGGCGGCCAGAAGAUGAACACCGCCGAGAUGUUUCAGGCUGCCUAUAACUACAUCAAGUUCAUGCAAACCCAAGUUUCAGUACUGCAGUCUUGCCUCUCGCCAUCUCAGGAAAAUGGGGAGACACUUAUUAAUGAAGAUUUAGAGACACUUGUCGGGUCUUCGUUGAUUCAAGAGAAAUUGUAUUCGAAGGAAAAGUGUCUGGUUCCAGAAAAGUUCAUCCAAACCCUACCAAAUUCUCAAGAUCUAUUGAUGAGCUCAAUCAACCCACCAAUUUAGGAAUCUAUUUUUUCCCAAUUUUUUGUCUUCUUGUUUAAUUUCCA